This is a messenger RNA of Acyrthosiphon pisum (pea aphid), 547 nucleotides long. Its product is annotated as putative nuclease HARBI1. Lineage: Eukaryota; Metazoa; Arthropoda; Insecta; Hemiptera; Aphididae. The coding region runs from base 164 to 547 and encodes 127 amino acids. The transcript has 2 exons. The record is from RefSeq and is a predicted model, not a curated record.
GACCUGCAAGUAAGUUUUUAAAACUAACCCAACUAUAAUUUGCUUUUCUUUGUAAUAUACAGGAAUUUGUUAUGUAUGAUUUUAUAACUGUGGACAACUUGGUGAUCGAUUUGAUGUGUCGAAAAGCAAUGCACAUGGUAUUGUCAGAAAAUUUAUUUCCAUUAUGGAAGUCCAUAAGCAUAAGUUUAUAAAAUGGCCUCGGGGAAAUGCUAUACAUCAAACUCUUCAAGAUUUUAAACACCUUAGACCAAAGGCUUUCCCUGGUGCUUUCAUGGCCUUGGAUGGAUGUCAUAUUAAAAUUCCUACUCCCUGGAAUAAACGUACACGAAUGAGGCAUGUUGAUCAACGUUGCUAUAUCAACCGCAAACAUGUAGCUUCUGUAGUUUUACAGGGAAUAUGUGAUAGCAAUCAAAAAUUUACCAAUAUUUUUGCGGGUUGGCCUGGUGCAUCACAUGAUGCCAGGAUUUUUAGAAAAAGUAAUAUAGGUGUUGCUCUAAAUGGUCCACUGCAGAAUUUAGUUCCAGAUAAAUUGUUACAUCUUAGCUAG